Messenger RNA from Aureobasidium melanogenum CBS 110374, 1671 nucleotides. RefSeq lists its product as uncharacterized. NCBI's taxonomy places the organism in Eukaryota, Fungi, Ascomycota, Dothideomycetes, Dothideales, Saccotheciaceae. The annotation marks the transcript as partial. The transcript has a single exon. The record is from RefSeq and is a predicted model, not a curated record.
CCGACAAAAGGUCGACCGCACCACCCCAUCGACGACUUGAUUGAAGAGGCGGAUCGCCAACAAGAUGCGCUGUUGCAGAAGGAGUCGCAUACCCUAGCCAAUGCUGUGCGCGCAUACGAAGAACGCAGAGGACGACGGCCUCCGCCAGGUUUUGACGUCUGGUUUCAUUUCGCCCAGGAAAACAAUGCCUUGGUCAUUGAAGAUUUCUUCGAUCGCAUAUACCACGAUUUGAAUCCUUUCUGGGCUGUGCCUGCUCUUACGAUACGCCAACAAGCUGGCGACAUUUUCCACCGUAUCAGUAUUCGCAAUGGCAAUACAUCGCAGCUCAGCGAUCAACCGCGCGUGUGGCUAGAUCUAUGGGAGAACUUGAUUGGUACAAUCGCUCAACAUCUGCCCGAUCUAGACAUUCCCAUCAAUGUCAUGGACGAAUCGCGCGUCGUGGUACCUUGGGAGACGAUUGAUGAAUACAUGACUGUAGAAGAGAAGUCCCGGCGCAUUGUCCCUGCUUCCGAGGUCGUCCACAAGUUUGGCAAGACGUCGGUCGCGCAAGAUGAGGAAGUGCCUGGAUUCGACCCUCAAUGGGAAGGCGGACCAUACUGGGAUCGCGCUGUCAUUGGCUGUCAUCCUGAUUCUCCUGCUCGCUCAUACAAGGCAGAGGUGGAUUACACUGUUUUCCCGCCUCUGAACAACUCGUACCCAGAGAAGAGUCACCACGGCUAUGUCGCCAAUUGGACAUAUGUCAAACAGCCCUGCGAACAUCCUCAACUGCAGGGUCUCCACGGCACAUUUGUCGAGCCCAUUUCCAUAUCCAAUUCGAGAAAGCUCAUGCCUCUUUUCGGAGGCUCAAAACUACCCAUGAACAAUGAGAUUCUUCUACCACCAGCCAUGUACUGGACAGACGAUCCGUUCUACUCUGGAGGAGAGGAACAUGGCACUGAGUGGAGCAAGAAGAAGAACAAGAUAAUCUGGCGUGGUGCAGCUUCUGGUGGUCGCAACAAGGAUACAACGUGGGCUCGUUUCCAGCGUCAUCGCUUCGUAUCAAUGGUGAACGCUACCAGCAUUGCUUAUGCUGAAGAAACAGGCAAACAGCCGAACUUCGAACUGCCCGAGUCCGGGUCGUAUGACCUACCAUCUGGAUCGCUAGCCAAGUGGGUAGGUGAGUGGGGAGAUGCGGCAUUUGUACACUUGCUCUGCUUUCCUGACACAAGACCACCGUUUUGUGACUACGAUGAUGCCUACUACCAGGUCAAGGCAUCGAUGCCGAUGGGAGAACAAUACAACUACAAGUAUCUGCCAGACAUUGAUGGAAACUCGUUUUCUGGACGAUACCGUGGAUUCCUCGGAUCAACAUCUCUACCUAUCAAGGCAACGAUAUACGACGAAUGGCAUGAUUCACGAAUGAUGGCAUGGAAGCACUUUGUGCCCAUGGAUAACACGUUUGUGGAUAUUUACGGCAUCAUGCAUUACUUUUUGGGUGGCCGUGAUGCAGCAGCCAAGAAGAUUGCACUCGAAGGCAAGCAGUGGACUGAGACUGUGCUUCGACGAGAGGACAUGCAGAUAUAUGUUUUCAGGUUGCUGUUAGAGUAUGCAAGGUUAUGCGACGAUAACAGGGAGAAGCUUGGGUGGGUCAGCGAGACGGAGAAACUGUUGCUGGCCGAUGCAAACGCAGCU